AUAACUGGCAUGAAACAAAAUUUAUAUUUAUAUUAUAUUAAAAUUGAAUAAAUCAUCAUUCACUUACUGACAGUUUACUGUACCAUAAUAAAUAAUUACCUAAUUUUAUUAAAAAGUGUCCAGAUUUUUGAGUACCUACAUUUGCUGGUUAUAGUGUAAUUGUGAUAUUGUUAUAAAAUGACCGAGACCGAUGCUACCACGAGACCCCUAACAAUGCCAGAGAAAUUUAUACCGUACCUCGAGAGACAUAGAAUUUAUUUUCUUUUAAAGGAUAUAGUAAGAGAUGUAGCCAUCAAUUUGCCCAAGGACCAUUUGAAACAUAUGAAGGUGUUCCUCACACAACACGCCCUCUGCAACAAGGAGCCAGACAGAGUCAUACUGCUUGUCUCGCCUAAUCUCGAAAUAGAUGUCAAGAGAUUGGUCAAAGACAUGAUAAAAAACCUCGGAUUCUUCGUUAUCACACGUCGUUGUCUAAUGGAUCGUUACGAAAAGCAUGACAACUACGUACCAGGAUGUGUGUCGCCAGCACUCCUCUCGGAGGUGACGAAGACGAUGACCUUAAAGGAACCAGUACCAAAUGUUGGGUGGCUGAUGUUUGAUCACCCGUGCACGGUGCGGGAGGCGCGUUGUUUGCAACAAGACGGCGUAUUACCAACAGUGACUUUAGUGUUAAUGCCAACGCCAUCACAAGCAACUCCAACCCACGACCCGCGCACCCCAUAUAGAAACUUUUUCCAGCAGGACUUUGAGGCUCUGAAGUUUGCAUUUAAAGCAACGCUUAUGGAGGUCCACAUCGAUCAAGAUGACGACCCAGAGAAGAUUGCAAUAAAAUGUUUCAAUGCGAUAAAAGCUUGCACGUCAGGACUUCAGGGUUCGAAGCAGGGUCUACACGUGGUAGGGGCACCGGGCGUGUACCGAGUGCUACUUAUUGGACCGAGAGGUGCCGGCUGCAAUACGCAAGCUGUUAUGCUGGCCAAGCACUUUGGACUUAUUUAUUUGAACUUCAAUACUCUACUGAACGAAGCUCGUGAAAAGACCGACGAUAUAGGCGAGAAGCUGAGGCGCUACGGAUCCAGUGUACAGCUCAAGGCGGAUAUAGUGAAACGACGCAUUUUGAAAAAGGAUUGCAUCGAUAAUGGAUGGGUGAUGACAGGGUACCCUCGAACCGGGAUGGACUUUGAACAUUUGGACAACAUGACUACGCCACCUAACCGCAUAAUAUUCUUGAACGCGGACAUGGCGACGUGCAAAGCUCGCGUGAUGUCUCAAGGUGUGGACUGGUGCACCGGUCAGGCAGCGGUCCCUGGCUCUGGACCCAGAGUUAUGCACCACUCAAAGAAUGACGAAAUGGAACUCGAUGCAGAGUUUGAUUACUACUACUCGGAGGCGUUGGCCGAGCUUCGCGCGGCAGCCGGGCUAACUGCGGUCGAAAUCAAUGCCGCCGAAUCCAUUGAUAAAGUACAAGUCAAAAUUCAAGCUGCGGUGAUAUCUGCACCGGCGUUCGACAUAGAAUACUGCUCUCAGCUGCGUAAUGUACGAGCCGAUUAGGGUCCGCUAGGUAUUUCAAC
Galleria mellonella (greater wax moth) is the source of this 1568-nucleotide messenger RNA. RefSeq names its product adenylate kinase 8-like. The transcript is spliced from 11 exons. Gene Ontology annotation, molecular function: nucleoside diphosphate kinase activity; AMP kinase activity; ATP binding. Gene Ontology annotation, biological process: nucleoside triphosphate biosynthetic process. Gene Ontology annotation, cellular component: cytoplasm. NCBI's taxonomy places the organism in Eukaryota, Metazoa, Arthropoda, Insecta, Lepidoptera, Pyralidae. The coding region runs from base 178 to 1548 and encodes 456 amino acids. The record is from RefSeq and is a predicted model, not a curated record.